Molecule: messenger RNA, 2484 nt
Organism: Phanerochaete carnosa HHB-10118-sp
Lineage: Eukaryota; Fungi; Basidiomycota; Agaricomycetes; Polyporales; Phanerochaetaceae
Exons: 11
Coding region: 1-2484 (827 amino acids)
Biological process (GO): transcytosis; endoplasmic reticulum to Golgi vesicle-mediated transport; vesicle fusion with Golgi apparatus
Cellular component (GO): ER to Golgi transport vesicle membrane; endoplasmic reticulum; Golgi membrane
Source: RefSeq, a predicted model, not a curated record
AUGGAGUUUCUCUCACAGACAUAUAUUGCUUUGCGGGGCCCACAAGGCGCGCCACAGUCCCCGUCAGACACAAUCGCACGGCUUAGUGAUAGGCUGAGCCCGGCGACGCUCCUCGCAGACCGACGCGCAGCCGUACUCUCGCUCAAGGGCCUCUCGCGCGACUGGAGGGUCGAGAUCGGCGAGCGUGCUCUUCCGGGUUUACUUGAAGUACUGCAGAACGAUGCAGAGGUCGACGCGGACAUCGGUAAGGCUGUCCUGGAGACGCUGAGCAUCCUUUGCGAGGUCCACGAGGAUGCGCCGGCGCAGGCCAAGGAGCUGAGCUUCAAGCACACGGACAAGGUUCUCGAGAACGACGCCGCAAUUCACAAGCUCUUUGCGCUCCUUGCGGACCAGUCGUUCUACCUGCGUCUGGCGAUCCUGCAAUACCUGGUCAUACUCCUACAGAACCGGAGGCAGGUCGUACAAAGCUCUUUCCUCAAGGCGCCAGUAGGACCGACGACUGUCAUUGCCGUCUUGGAUGAGAAGAGGGAAAUUAUACGUACAGAGGCAUUGACCAUGCUACAGCUGCUACUUUCGCAAAACCCCGACAUCCAAAAGAUAUUGGCGUUCGAAGGCGCAUUCGAGAAGUUCUUUAGUAUAGUCAACCAAGAAGGCGGAAUAGAAGGUGGUGUGUCUGUCCGCGACGCACUGACUUGUGUGGACACCCUCCUGCGAUACAACACCUCGAAUCAGAGCUACUUCCGCGAAACUUCAUUGCCACCAUUUCUGCCAUCGAUGCUGCUUUUCCCUCCGUCGCUCCCACCACACGAGCCUGCACCCCAGAACUUCGCGCUUCAGUUCUGGGAUCCCCUACAGAAACGUGCGAACGCAGCGCUGGUCGUGGGUAUCAUGGGGAUCCUCGUGAACUCGAAGGGUGGCAGCGUACCCGAUGCUCAGCCCGAAGAGACGUUCGCCUUCUGCCGCUGCUUCAUCGAGCUUGGCCUGUCAAGCAAUGCACCAUCGUCACUUAAGACUCAGGUCCUUCAUCUCCUUCCGGUGAAUUUGAACAUCCCUCUGCCAUCCAUGUCUAUCACUCCAUAUAUUCCUGUCCCCGAGUCAAAUGGCGAGGAGUGGGAUCGUCUCGAGCCGGCCUCUGCGCUUGAUGCACUCGUAGAUCUCGCGCUGCAUGGCGAAUUCAAUGGUGUGCUUGGUGUCAAACGGACAAGGGACAGCAUGGAGCUUCGCGGCGCAGCACUCGGUGUCUUCCAGAACUUCGUCCAGAGGGGUGACAUUCGCGAGGCCAUCGUGCAGGCUAUGGUCCCACCGGAAGCCACCGAACGCCCGCCUAUCACUCCUUUACUGCAGGCCUUGAUAACACAGCCCACAUCACCUCUGGAUGUCGCCGCUGUCACGUCCACCCACUUCUCCACGCUACUCUUCGCUGACCUCAUCCGCUUCUCGCCGCGCGCAAAAGCUCUCGCACGGAGCAUCGUCCCCCAGCCUCCUGCGCAGGCCUCCGGCAACUUCUUCGUGCCAGCAGACGGCGGCGCACCGCCAGCGCCUGAGCCUGAGCCCGAAGAAGACGAGCAACAGGCGUUGCUGCAGAUCCUCAGCGAGCACCUCUCGCUCGCACUACUGUCGCGCCGGCGCGCGGAUACGUCCGAACGCGAGGCGCGAGAGUGGGAUAGGCUGAUCGUUGGGUACUUGUGUUUGCUCAUACAGUGGCUCUGGGAGGAUCCGCCAUCAGUAAGAGGCUUUUUGGAGGCGGGUGCGCUUGGCAUGCUGGUGGAACCUAUCAACCAGGCCCCCGAGGCAGAUUCAAUGAUACCGGCGCUGUGUGCGUUCCUACUCGGUAUAUGCUACGAGUUCAAUCGCGAACCGGGCGAGAUCACACGGACAACGAUAUAUCCCAUCAUGACCCGGCUCGGCAUUGACCUCCUCGUAGGGCGCAUCACGAACUUGCGAGAUGACGACCGCUUCAAGGCAAUCGGGCCUGACACGUUUGUGCUUUCAUACCCCCACCAGGGCGGACAUCCUGCGAACGGCGAGGGCGAAAAGGAAAGCGAGGUCUGGUUCGACUGGGCGUUUGCCGACUUCUGGAAGUCGAACUACUGUGCAGGCAUCUCUGCGGACCCGAAGGCGCCACCGCCUUCUGCAGGUCAGAAUACAGAGACGCUUGCACUCGUAGCGUCCCUCCGCGAGACGAUAGCGCACCAGGCGCAGGAACUCGAGGCGCUGCAGAGACAGGCACAAGAGCUCGAGGCUUUGCGGAGCAAGCUGCGCGCGGAUCUCGACAGCACGCGGGCAGAGCUCGCAAGCACGCACGAACAGUUGCGUACGACUGAAGAGAAGUGCCAAGAUGUUGAAAAGGAGCAGGAGGAUCUGCUCGUGCUCCUCGACGAGCUCAAUGGCAAGCGCAGGCGCGACAAGCAGCUGAUGCGCACUGCGGGGAUGGAAGUAUCGGAGGAUGAAGACGAAGGUGACGAGGAAGACGAGGAAGAGUAG